AUGUGCUGUGCAUGCCGCACAUUGUGGAGUAUCUUGCCAAGCCCCAAACCUCCACCCACGCCCCACCCACGCCCCACACACACCCCAAUGGACCACCCCUCGUCACCUGACCCGGCCGCCACCUCCCACGUGACUGCACUGUCACACACACACUCCCACGCCUCGCUCACGGCACAACCUCCACAGCAGCAACCACAGGCGUUGGUGCCGCCACAUGCACCGCCCAGUCUGGCCCGCUACUGGGCCGCCCAGCUGGCUGCAUGGCAGGACCCGGCCCGUUCCGCGGAACAGCCCCCGCCGUUGCCGCUGGCACGGAUCCGGCGUGUCAUGAAGACGGCGGCGGAACAGCCGCGGAUGGUUGCAGCCGAGGCACCACUACUUUUCGCGCACGCGUGCGAACUUUUCGUGUCGGACGUUGCGCUGCGUGCAGCCGCCGAGGCCUCGAGACAAGGCCGGCGCACUCUGCAACGGGCCGAUGUCCAGGCAGCUUUGCUGCAGUCGGAGAUGUUUGACUUCUUGAUAGACAUUGUGCCGAGAUGA
Molecule: messenger RNA, 540 nt
Organism: Henningerozyma blattae CBS 6284
Lineage: Eukaryota; Fungi; Ascomycota; Saccharomycetes; Saccharomycetales; Saccharomycetaceae
Gene: HAP5
Product: Hap5p
Exons: 1
Coding region: 1-540 (179 amino acids)
Biological process (GO): regulation of DNA-templated transcription
Cellular component (GO): nucleus; CCAAT-binding factor complex
Molecular function (GO): protein heterodimerization activity; DNA-binding transcription activator activity, RNA polymerase II-specific
Source: RefSeq, a predicted model, not a curated record